Messenger RNA from Diaporthe citri, 1290 nucleotides. RefSeq lists its product as uncharacterized. Gene Ontology annotation, biological process: response to reactive oxygen species; cellular response to oxidative stress; hydrogen peroxide catabolic process. The record is from RefSeq and is a predicted model, not a curated record. The transcript has 2 exons. Lineage: Eukaryota; Fungi; Ascomycota; Sordariomycetes; Diaporthales; Diaporthaceae. Gene Ontology annotation, molecular function: heme binding; peroxidase activity. The coding region runs from base 1 to 1290 and encodes 429 amino acids.
AUGAAAUUCAGCACCCUUAUCACCACAUGCGCUGGCGCAGCCACGCUCGCCCACGCGUAUCCCGGCAUGAACAAAGUCCUCUCAGAGAUCAAAUCCAGACAAGACAAUGAUACCGAAUUCGACUCCAAAGAGCUCAUCGGAGAUCUUCUCAACCUCACCGACUCGCAGCUGACGCCCGUUGGUCGCUCAGUGAAGAAGAUCAUCACAGACGACGGCGAGGAUGGGCAGUCCAACGAGGGAUAUCCGAACAUCCCGCCCCGUGACACUCCCCAGUGCGCGGCAGACACAUGCUGCAUCUGGCACUACAUAUCCGCCGACAUGGCUUCCAAGUUCCGGGGCCCGUCGGGGAGGUGCACGAACCUGGCGCGACAAGCAGUACGGAUAGGCUUUCAUGACGCCGCAGGGUGGUCUAAGGGAACUGGGCCCCAGGGCGGGGCCGACGGGAGCAUCGUCCUCGCACCAGAAGAGAUGACACGUCCGGCGAACCGUGGCCUGGAAGAGAUCGUCGCGCAGAUGCAGGACUGGUUCGACGAGUACAGCGCGUACGGGGCCAGCAUGGCCGACCUGAUACAGAUGGCCAGCACCACCGCCACGGUCGUGUGUCCCCUCGGCCCCCGUGUCAGGUCCUUCGUGGGCAGGAAGGACAGCUCCGCCCCGGCGCCGGACGGCCUGCUCCCCAGCCCGUUCGACAGCGCCGACAACCUGAUCUCGCUCUUCCGCAACAAGACGAUCGAGCCACAUGGGCUGACUGCCCUCUUGGGCGCGCACACCACAUCGCAGCAGCGGUUCGUGGACCCCGAUAGGGCAGGAGAUCCCCAGGACAGCACCCCCGGGGUCUGGGACGUUUUGUUUUACAAGCAGACACUCGACAACAACGCGCCGAGGCGGGUUUUCAAAUUCCCGAGUGAUGUCAACUUGUCGAAAGACCCGAGGAUUGUAAAGGAAUUCAAGGAGUUUGCGGGCCCUGGCGGACAGGAGCACUGGAACGAGGACUACGCCCGGGAGUACGUGCGGUUGAGCCUGCUGGGCGUCUUCAACAUCAACAACCUGACCGAGUGCACAAAGGUGCUGCCGCAGCCCAGUGCGCCGUACUUCGGCCCUCCUGACCAGCCUGUCUUGAACAUGUGGAUGAACAUGACCCGACACGUCGAGCCAUUCGCGAAGGCUGUUAUGGACGGGGACAUCCUCUCGGGCCUGGUGGGUAUGCUUACCGGCCAGCAAGGUGGUCAGGCCACUGCCAACCAAGGUGAACGGAAGCCAUGCAAAACCAAGAUGGUGAGGCGGCUUUGA